ACAGUUCAAUUUAGUGCAAUUCUUGUUUGAAACAGUCAUGUGUGAGAUCAUUAACAUGGCUCACAUUAUGUGAAAUCAACAACACAAACGUGACAGGUGUUUUAAACAACAAAAAAAAUUGUGGAUUUUUUAAAACUUGUCAACUGGAUUCCUUUGCCUGGGUCAUUGACAAGAUGUUCUUUAGAGGCGUGCUAUUCUUAAUAGGACUAGUUUCCACCACAGCCAGCCCCUCAGGUCUCCAAUUGCUCUUUCCCGAGCAUAAGCAAUACAUCUACUUGGUGAAGACGACAGUGUCUACUGGUAUCGCCGAGCGCACCACCUACUGGACGUUAGAUGGAAGAUUAACUGUCACAGUUGCAAACAACUUCACCAGGGCCAGGCUUCAGUUGGAGAAUUUAAAGGCCUCGUCGUUCAGCAAGAACGAGCAUUCCUCUGGACAAUCAGAAGAGUCAGAGAAAUAUUUGACUCAGCCCUGGGAAGUCGACUAUAAUGACAACGGUUUCGUCGAAUCGAUAUACGUUGGUUCGGAACCUGUUUGGGCCACAAAUGUGAAGAGGGCGCUGUCCUUGAAUUUUCAAAUAAAUAAAAAAACUGGUACUUACGUGGUUGACGAGCCAUGUCUUCACCAUAGCUGCACAUCAGUUUACACGGUCAGCGGGAACAGAAUAGAGAAGUACACUAACCAGAAGAUCACGUCCUCGGAAACUGAAUUCCUCUGGAGCUCCGUACCAACCGUGACCCAGUUCAUCGGACGAAGUUAUCCGGAAUCCAUGUCGACGGCUGAAAGAGUGUACGAAGUGGACGAUGCGAAGGGACUCAUCAGCUUGGACUUGAAGGGAACUCUGCAAUAUAAGUUGAACAACCACAUCUUGAAUGUCAUUUCCGAACUUUUCCUCUAUUAUGAGACAUACAGGCCCAUACAGGACACAAAAGAAUUGGGCCUGAACAAAACAACAAUAAUAUAUAAGACCAGUGACUUCAGUUAUCCAUCAAAUGGUAUAAGGAAUGUCAGUCAAGAUCAAUUGAAGAACCGGACUUUGGAGAUUCUUCUCAAAAUUGCUACAAAAGGCAUAGACACCGACAAUGUGGUCAGAAAUGCAUCACUUAUCCACAACUUGGACCUUUCCAACCUUCUGAACACCAUAGCACAACUGGACUACAACCACUUAGUGCUUCUAUUCGAAGAUCUGAUUCUGGGCACGAGCUAUGAAUUGGAAACAGCCAGAAACAUCUUCCUGGAGAUGCUGCCUUACGCCAAAUCAAAUGAUUGCGCGAAAUUUGUCAAGUACCUCGUCAUGGAGAAGAAGGAGAAAAUAGAAGAUGCAGCAAUAUUGUCACUGAUAAGGAAACUGCCAUUCAACGUGGCAAUAUACAACCAAGCUCUACUCGAAGAGUUGGAGGUAUUCACCAAGUUGGGGCUGGACUUUAACCCUGAGAUCAGGAGGGCUGGUAUCCUCAGCUUCGGGAUCCUGGUGCAUAAAACACGAGCGGCCUGGAGUGUCAAACAGGACUACAUGGACUAUAUUGUGGUGAAAUACUUCAGGAUGUAUAGUGAUUGUCCCCAAUAUGUCGACAGACUGAUUUGGCUGCAAGGUUUAUGCAACAUUGGAUUUUCUGCUAUGGAGUACACCAAUGUGAUUUUCGGGGACCCCACCAAACAUAAGUAUGAGAGAUUGUGGGCAGCAUUUGGCAGCAGUAAUUCCAUUCCGGAGGAACCGUACGAGGUUCUAAAAACAGCGCUCCCGAUACUGACGAACGACACCGAACCAGUCCAACUCCGGAUCGCCGCGAUCCACAUGUUCCUGAGUUCCACCACCAUCAGGGAGAGCGACUUUCUAUACAUACACAACUAUAUUAAGAACUCCACCGACAAUCGGCUGAAGAGCUUCUGGUACUCCAGCGUGAUAAAUAUGGAUGAGAACAAGUCAUUUGCAGGAUACAGGGUUGCUUCAUACUACGUGCCUUACAUCAUAAAACAAGUGUCAAAACCCGACUCAGUCUACUGGGCGACUCAGAACACCAUAUUCAGUGAUGACAGCGGCGCGGCCCUGCAACUCUUGUCGAUUGGUGAUGAAACCAUGGUGCCGUCGUUUGUUGGCGCGAAGGUGUCCACUGGCGGGGUCAGGUCUCAUCAGACUUCCAUAUACCUUGUAGCACAAGGGGUCUCCACAAAUAUCUACAAGAGGUUCAAAUACUUCAACGUGGAGAACAUGAUGAUGGACCUGCUCAAGGUGAAACUCCAGGACCUGAAUGCGUGGGCGCAGAAACUCCCGGAAGACGUUCACAUAGAUGUGGUGGUCAAAAUGCAAGACAUGACCGUGUAUGCUGCUCACGUCAACCGUACACAGUUCGACGCGUGGAGCGGUCUUCACAUUAUCACAUCAGUGAUCGAGUUCCUCCGACUGGGCAGCCACAUCAACCAGCAAGUGAUACACUUGCCGGCGCAAAUGGAGGUGCAUUUGCCUAGCGUUCUGGGUAUACCUAUCAGACUUCAGUCCUCCAGUACAUCGUUCACGUCGAUCCGUGGUAACCUGUCAGCCACUGGAGACAUUGUUAUAAAUAAUGACCUGCAUUUGAGGUACCAGGGCACAGCUAUGACGUCGCUGUCCACUGAUGGACUAAUCCUGCAGUCGGAGCACACGGUCCGCGUACAAAGCUCCGUGGUCGCAUACUUACCAAUGAAGUUCAAUAUGACCACUUCUAAAGAAGGAAUCACAUGGUCCAACGUAGUCGGUCAGAAAGGCGGCAUCGCCAUGCACACAAGGACACAAAUAUCCAAGCAGACAGACGAGGAAUUGAAUGUAUAUACCAUUACCAACGACGAAGAGGUCGAAACUGAUGCUUUCUCGGACUGCAGUCACGAGGUGACAGGCUUUGAGUUAUUGGACCAACUGUUCGCAUACAAUAACGACCAAUUGGGGAUCUUGACUUCCCUAAAGCAGACAUUGUUAUUCCUGAAAGGCAUGGUGCAAAGCUCAUCGCCACCACCGUCCUCCUGCGGUAUCCUGCUGCCCCCACAACGGAUCACCACUGAUGAUAAAGUCCUGGACAUAACAGUCAAAAUCCUGAACACCACGGACUUCUGGGACGAUGGGAUGCUGAUAGAUCUAUCUUCGGAAGUUAAGUAUUUCAGCCAUGAAAAACCCGAAGCUGUCUCAGUUGACGUGAAAGCCGAUCUCAAAAUUCGUACUGAAGAUGAGAAUACUACUGUUCUUUACACAGUGAAAGGUCAUCAAGCAGAUGUUCCAGACUUUUCGAUUUGCUUCGAACAGCACGAUUAUAUACACAAGAGCUUAGAUCACGAUAUAACAAGUGUCCCUGUGAAUUACGAGGGCCAUAUGACCCUGAAAUUGGACAACAAGCCCACGUGUACCGCGGACCCCACGCAAAUGAUGAAGCUGGCUUACAAUGGUAGACCGAGGAACGUGUCCGGCUCCAAAGAGAGAUAUUUCGCCUUCGACGGUGUUACCAAGAACGUACCACUGGUGAGCUUAUUGAGCGCAUUCAAUGCAGAAAGUGUUGUCGCUGUACUGCAACAGUCGGGGGCUGCCAACGAUAUGAACAUGCAGUUCUCUGGAAUUUUAAAGGAGGAAGACGGUCUAGCGACCCUGAGGGUGAACAACGCCUCAGAAAUAAAGUUCAAGUCUCCGGACUUAGGCUGGUACUUGGACAGUUGGACCAACAAGCAGGUGCUAAAGAAACUUGGACUAUACAAGGAAUGCCGUCUCCAAGAAGGCAUUGUUCAGACCUUGGACAGCACUGUGGUACAGUUGGCUCCGAUGAAAUGUGAACGGAGCGUUGUCUUAGCAGAUUGUUCCACAAGACCGAGGUUUGCAGUAAUACGCCGUUCCCAUGGUUCGUUGGUUGUAUACUCAGGCGGGCACUACGUGGAGGUGAGGCGCGAGGGUCCCGGGUACGAUCCUGGGACGGUGCACGAUAAGCACGGAGCGAAUAAGUUUCAUAUUCAACAAAACGACAAUACAAUUAAAAUAACAGCUAUCGAUACGGAUGUAGAGGUGUAUGUCAAGUAUUUGGAGACGGUCAUACUCCUGCCGAGCGCGUACAUGACGUCCGUCUGCGGGGAAUGCACCGGGCACAACUUAGAACCGCCCAAGGUUUGCUAGAUGACACUGGGCAAAACAUAUAACCAAGACCAAACGCACGGCGCUAUAAUUCUGUAAGAACUAUCCGAGAUGUGACAAGUAUUAUUAUGUAUAUAAUUACAAUAUUGACGAGAAAUAUUACAAAUGACAAUUUAUUAAAUAAGUUUUGCAUUAAAAAGUUUUUUUUAUUAAAAAUUACAAUUGGAUACCACAAUUAUUUACUUGUGUCAAAUAUAAAAAAAUAUAUUGUAAGAAAUACAGUCAAUCAUUUGAUCAAAAAUUGGUAUAGACAUUCGGGUUAAAUAUUUGUUCAAACAUUGAUACAAAUAUUGGUUCAACAUUGAUUCAAAUGUCAGUUCAAUGUUGGAUCAAAUGUUGGUUCAAAAGACUAAAUAUUUAACCGAAUUAAUAUUGAAAGUGUAGUUAGAUAGUGAUUUAAAUGUAUGUUAAAUACUUAAAGAUGAUCAUACUACUGCCUAAAGUCUAUACAUAGCAUUUGUCAGUCUGCAAAGAAUGCACCGGGCAUAACUUAGAACCGCCCAAAAUUUGGUAGAUACACUGGGCAGAAUAUAUAACCAAGACCAAAUGUAUGGUUCUAUAAUUCUAUAAGAACCACCUAACACGUAUCAAGUAUUAUAAUGUACGUAUAUAAUAAAAAUGUUGACGAAAAAUAAUACAAACAACAAAUAUUUACAUUAAUUUUACAAUAAUACGAUUUAUUAAUAAUUGUGCAUCACAAUAAUUUACGAACUGGAAUAUUCCAUCCAACAAUGAUCAUAAUUUUACAUCAAAUAUAUAAAGAAUAUUGUAUCAAAUAUAUACAAGCAUUGGAUUAAAUAUUUGUCCAAACAUUAGAUCAAAUAAUGGAUCCAAAUUCGAAGCGUUAAAAUUUUAUAUUACCUUUCUCUGUGACGAACAACAGUAAGUUUUGUUUCAAUUAUUCCUUAAUUCUAAUCCUAUAAUAGUCCUAAUCCUAAUCUCAUCAGAAUUUCUAUGUUCAUCUGUAUAAUGUAUAAAUGUUUGUCUAACAUCCAAUAUAAUAUUUGGCUCAAUGAUUGUUCCAAUGUUUGAGUCAACAUUUUAAAAUUUGCAAUCAAAAAUAAAAAAUAUUCCAGAUUUAAAAAUUAUGAUACAUAUCAUACUAAAAUUGUAAAUUGUAAUAACUCGUGUUAUUGUAAAAUGAGACAGUGAUUGUGUUUAAUUUAUUUAUAGGAAAUAAAUUUACAAUAUUAAACAUGAAUGUACCGUCUAUAAUAAAUAUAUUUUUUUAUAUUCAA
Galleria mellonella (greater wax moth) is the source of this 5380-nucleotide messenger RNA. RefSeq lists its product as uncharacterized. Gene Ontology annotation, biological process: lipid transport. Bases 174 to 4124 code for a protein of 1316 amino acids. The transcript has 29 exons. Lineage: Eukaryota; Metazoa; Arthropoda; Insecta; Lepidoptera; Pyralidae. Gene Ontology annotation, molecular function: lipid carrier activity. The record is from RefSeq and is a predicted model, not a curated record.